This is a messenger RNA of Scatophagus argus, 2088 nucleotides long. RefSeq lists its product as uncharacterized. NCBI's taxonomy places the organism in Eukaryota, Metazoa, Chordata, Actinopteri, Scatophagidae. The transcript is spliced from 3 exons. The record is from RefSeq and is a predicted model, not a curated record. Bases 590 to 1015 code for a protein of 141 amino acids.
CAAUCUCGGCGCAAAAUUGUCUGCUUUUUGUUUGCUGGGUUUAUCGGCUCACGGCUGGCUGAGACUAUGAUUCUUUCCUUGUGCAAACAGCUUUCCCAAACAGAGGCAAAGUGACAAUGUUCAGACUGCCCUGCCCUCCUUUCCUCGUCACUGAAAACCCUUCCUCAUAAAAGAAAAAAAAAAAAAAACAACACUUCCUCACACUGCGCGCCUCUGCUGCUGUAGCUGGAUGAAAAGCAAACAUGCGACAUCAACUUCUCUCCUACAGAUUUUCGGUGCGGUAAUCACUUUAAAAGACGGAUAUGCUUCUGCUGUGAGGAGAGGAAGCGACGCGGCAGAGGAGCACAGAAUGCGAGAGGCGCGGCGGGGUCGCACUGACGCGGGGAAAGCUUGUUUUUUGACUUUUCUCGGGGCUCGGUUGGACGCUAUACGGGGAUCGGUGUGAAAGUUGAUGAAGAGGAGAAAAGGGAUGGUGAAGCUUUCAGACCACGCUUCUGCUGAGCAGCGACUUCCUAUCAGAAUCACUGCUGCUGGAGAGGAGGCGCAGCCGUAGCUGGAAGUCAGUUCUUAGAAGGCAGCAUCUGUGGAGAUGCCGCUCCCACAGGGCAUGGUGCUCUGUCUGGGCAUUCUGCUGCUGACUGCUGGGGUGGUCUUGGCCCUGUGCGUGGGCCUUCCCCAGCAGUCAGCCCCGCUGUUUGGAGUUGGGCUCUUCCUAGGCCUGGGGGGCGUGGGCCUGCUGGUUAGCGGACUCUGCAUGGCCAUGAAGAACCUCCAGGUAGCAGUGCCAGGACACUUCCUCCUGCACCCCCGCACAGGCACGCGCUUCAGCCCACAGCAGGCACUGGCUAUACAAAGGAGGUUGGACCGAAUUCGUCGGGAGAUGUCAGAGGACUCUGUCAGCAGGAUACCAGAGCCUGAGCUCUCCCUCCCAUCCACCCCACCGCCCUGGACUAUGGAGCCGCCUCCAUCCUACGACACAGUGAUGAAGAGCCAGGAGCACAGUGAGCAGCUUUAACCUCUCAGGCUGGUCUUUACUUCGUGUCAGUGCCUCUUGUCUUGGGUUCUUAGCAAAAACCUUUAGUGAACAGUCGGUGCUAUGGAUGAACUUGAUGGUCUCUUCUGUGCCUUAAGACAGCCGCCCUAAACCCAAGUACAAGCCGGGAAACAGGAAGAGACUCCAGCUGGUUAAAGACUUCAUAUUUGUAUCGACUGUGCCCCGGUGUGGCCUCCUUGUCUACGAAAAGUGUGGGCUGUGAUUGAUUGUGAAAGGAAUUGAAAUGAUCACUACAACUGCUCCACUCUCAGAGCCUUUCCCGAGACCAGCAUUAUGUAACUUUUUCAACAAAAUCAAGGGAUUCACGUCAACACUUUGGCUGCAAGCUUCCCGUAGACAUGUUAUUAGGAUAUUUUAUUGGCCUGCUUGAAUUUUAUGUGACCUACUACUGUGGCUGCGCAGCACGAUCAGAACUUUCCUCAGAGCUACACAGCUCCUCUUUGUGUCUGCACUCUGUCCUGUCCUAUCGGUGUCCAUGAUUCAUUGACAGCUUACUCCAAUGCGAAGUGCCUUAACCAGUGACAGCAGAUGUCAACAAUACAGUGGUAUUUAUCUCUCAGCUUUGCACCCCGUGUUUGCAGAAUGUCCACUGUUAGUGCUAUGUUGUGAUGUUACUAUAAACUUGAGUUAAUGAAUAGCUACAGUGCUCUCUGUUGGCGGUGUCGCAUUUAGAAAUAAUGGAUUGUUUAUUUAACAGAGGGAAGCCCCGGAAAGGCACAGAGGAGAAACUAUCAACUCAUUUAAAACCAUGUCCAAAGAGAGCAAACAUAAACACUCAAACAGUACUGUUCAGAAGCUCAGUUGCAAAGUCUCCUUUUUGUCAGCAGCUUGUGGCAAGGUGACCUAUCAGGUACACACACACACACACACACACUUGCAAUUUUAUACCUGACCUGGCCAAGCUGUCUGCAGGCUGUAAUAACCAGCAGAGUGGAACCCUAACUGUGCUUACUCCACCCUCACCUUCAUGCCCUGCCAUGCCCCACAGAACAACACCAAAUCUGUCCUCACUGUAUGACAGGUGCUUGAGUUUA